AUGAGCUCAACACGCCAUGCGCUGCGUGGCGCGCUACUGUGCGUCGCCCUCCUCGUGCUGCUCAUGGUGAUACCCCGCUAUCCACAACCCGUGCGCGAGCGGCCCAGCAUCGACAGACUGUUCCGUCCCGGGCGUUCCCAAGAACCAUUCGUCGACGUCGAAAGUGUACCAUGGACGACAUAUGAUGGUGGUAUCGAGGGCUAUACCGUCUGGUCUAAUCUCUACCUCUCAGGCGGUACGCUCGUCGCGUUCAGCAAAACGAAGGAGGCAGCGGACAGCCUUCCCAACGCCCGUGGCAUCCUAACAGACUUUGACGGUGUCGAAAGAUUGCCCGCUGGUCCUGACUUGUGGGCGACGAUCGCGGGAGCGGAUCUCGCACAUGACCGGUUUGGCGAGGGUGCCGUGCGCCUGCCAGGCGUAACGUAUCUGUUCAACGACCCGCCUGGCGAAAGCAACUUGGUCGCGAGCCACUACCACUUCAUUGUCGACCUGCUUGUGCCAGCGGCUCGGGCUGUCGCUUCCACACGCACCGCAGCUGGCUUGCCGUUGGCGGGCCCAGUGCGAGUAAUCUUCCCACGGUGCGGCGCCGACCCGUCCUGGCGCGAUGAGCGCGGCAUGAACUCGUGGCUCCUCCGCACCAUGUUCCCUAAUAUUGUGGUCGAGGACAAGCUGACGUGGGACGACUGGGCGCGGGGGGACGUGUCGUAUGUGUUUGAGCAGGUGGUUAUUGUGGAUCGCUCGGCUGCCCACUCCGCUUCAGGCGACGUCGCCCGCUGGGGCCGCAUGAACGCCAACGUACCACACAUGGAUGCCCCUCGCGGCUUCUGGGACCCAUUUAGUACGGCCAUAGCCACCGCCGUUGGUGACCUGCUGCGUGUUGGUCGUUUCAAUCUUCCCGUCGUGGUCUAUUUCGACCGCAGCGCCGAACCGCUCAUCAACCCGUCGUCAAAUGACGCCCUCAUCACCGGGCUCAGGGAGCUCACAGGCCGUUCAGAAGUCCACAUCGCUCGCAUUCAGGGAAUGACGCGCCGGCAAAAAGUCGCACUUGUCUCGCGCGCCAACAUUGUCGUCGGGCUCAACGCGGAGGACAUGCUACAGAUCAUGUUCAUGCAGGCCGGGAAGGGCAACGCGGUCGUAGAGCUGUUUGAGACGGACGGCUUUUCGUUCGACUACGCAUUGCUUGCGCACAUGCUCGGCCUCAAGCACAUCGCAAUACAGGGCAGCCGCGAGCUCACGCCCCAAAUGUGGGACGAGCACCCCAACGGCAAGCGAGGACCGCAGCACGAGGACGUGAUUGACAUUGAUGCGAGCGCGGUGCUGCAUGCCGUCGUGAGACUACUGGACGAGCUGGAAGGCCAGGCGGGGCGUAAGCUGCUCCUCGGAUAG
Molecule: messenger RNA, 1386 nt
Organism: Cutaneotrichosporon cavernicola
Lineage: Eukaryota; Fungi; Basidiomycota; Tremellomycetes; Trichosporonales; Trichosporonaceae
Exons: 5
Coding region: 1-1386 (461 amino acids)
Source: RefSeq, a predicted model, not a curated record